AUGAGCGAUCAGCGGUAUCCUGCGAACGUGAGAAUUAUAGGAGUGAUGCACAAAGACAAGAACAAAAUGUACAUAACAUCAGUGCUGUGGUCAGAUCAGAGUGAGGUGACUGUGUACAGAUCAUUCCAGGAGUUUAAGAAACUUCAUAAGCAACUAAAAAAGAAAUUCCCUGUGGAAAAUCCGCUCCGCAAACGAGAGAGAGUGCUUCCCAAAUUCAAAGGUAUAGGGAAGAAGCCAAACUUUCAGAAGAAGGGUCCGAGCAAAUCAGUGCACCGCGUAAAGGCUUUGGAGAGGUACUGCUCCGAGCUGCUCCAGUGUGAUCCAAGCGUCACGUUAAGCUCAGAAGUCUUUCAGUUUUUCCUGCCUAAGGAACAGGAACUUCAGCCAGAUUUUGCCAAGAACAGCCUAAUGAUCCUGACAUCAGGAGAGUCCCCUAAUGAUCUAGGGGAAGGUCAUGUCUAUGGCAAACGUUUGAGCGUCGGGAAUGUGACCAAUCCUUUUGUUACCAUGACAUGCCGCUGCAUAGCAUCUUAUGAAACCAAGGAUGUCAAGAAUCGAGCCUUCAGAGUCUCUGUGGAUGAAGUCGUGGAUGUGCUGAUGAAAGACCCAGCUGGCUGGUGGCUGGUGGAAAAUAGCGAUAAACAACUAGCCUGGUUCCCUGCACCAUACCUGGAGUUGGUUGAGAAUGAUGAAGAAGAUGAUGAUUUUGACACAGCAGUUGUGGAAGGAUCUGUGUUCUGUGCCUCAAGAAGUUACACAUCCAAUAAAGCAGAUGAGAUAUCAGUCAGCAUUGGUGCUGUGGUGGAGGUGAUGCAGAAGUCUGACAACGGCUGGUGGCUUGUCAGAUACAAUGGAAGGGCUGGCUAUGUGCCUUCCAUGUACCUGCAGCCAUACUCGGGCCCUGCUUUUGGCCUCCGUACUCUACAAAGACACGUUCACGGCUCCAGCCUCAACCUGUCCACCAGCAGCUCCCCCCAGCCGGAGCUCAACCAGGCAGCCCGGCCUCAGAGCCUACAGCAAAGGCUCAGGAACCUUCAAAAGUUCCGCUCCAUGGAGGUUCUUUCAGAGACCCGACAUCAGCACGACACACUAGCUCCGAGAGAAGAGUGUGACAGCCGCAAGAGCAGCAUCAGCAGCACUAGUACAGGCACUGACUUCAGCUUUAGCUCCUCUGGCUCUGAAUCUCUAGUCCAGUCUGACGGAGAUCAGGAUCUGAGGCAAAGAAGCCAGUCCCAGGAGGAAGAUCAGUACAGCGCAGAUAGUGGCCUAUCCUCUGAGCCACACUGCUCAGCUGGUUCUGACAGCAACGUUGCUGCCAAACGAUUCGCUGCACCCAAGGUGCCACCUCGUCCCCAGACCCAGGAGAUCCUUACCCGCUGUACCACUUAUACCCGGAAGGCUGCCAUGGCAUCCAGAGCACGCCUGUUCCCAGAUCGAGUUCAAAUUCAGGCCCAUUAG
Molecule: messenger RNA, 1458 nt
Organism: Chanos chanos (milkfish)
Lineage: Eukaryota; Metazoa; Chordata; Actinopteri; Gonorynchiformes; Chanidae
Gene: noxo1b
Product: NADPH oxidase organizer 1b
Exons: 8
Coding region: 1-1458 (485 amino acids)
Biological process (GO): superoxide anion generation
Cellular component (GO): cytoplasm
Molecular function (GO): protein binding; phosphatidylinositol binding; superoxide-generating NADPH oxidase activator activity
Source: RefSeq, a predicted model, not a curated record